Onthophagus taurus is the source of this 2077-nucleotide messenger RNA. Lineage: Eukaryota; Metazoa; Arthropoda; Insecta; Coleoptera; Scarabaeidae. The record is from RefSeq and is a predicted model, not a curated record.
CUGUAAACAAUCAGCGGAAAAGUAAUGACAGCAAUUUUUUAAAUACACCGAUUUUUAGAUAAUAUAUGAACUAAAACGCAAUUUAAUUGCCAAAUUUCAGUAAAUAAACCACAAACAAACAUUCCCAAGCCCGUUUUAUCACCACGAUCAAAUAAAAGUUUUUCCUGCAAUUAUGGACUUAUUACAAGAACUAAACGAAGCUAUAACCGCAAAAAAUAAGGCGGUGAUUAAGUCGGCCCUAACCAAAAUCAUAAACGAAACUAUAACAUUCGAAUUAAAAGGACCAAGCGCUUUCGUAGCUCUCCUUUCAAUGCAAGAUCCCGAAAUUAUCGAACUUACGUUUCAAUGCAUAGCCGAAUUGGCUAAAGAAGAUCAAAAUCGUAAAGCUUUUACAGACGAAGUCCUUAUAAUGCAUUUAAUAAAAAAAUGUUCCACUUUAAAUUCAACAAAUAUUUUCCAUUUCGUUCGUGCACUUGGAAAUAUUACCUAUGAAAAUGAUCAGGCUCGAAGUAUUAUUGGAGUUGAAGGAUUAAAAAGCGUUUUUGAAGAACUUAAAGAAAUCGUGUUGGCUUGGACUCCAACGGACGAUUUAGCUUUAUUAACUGCAAUAUUUGGGUGUUUAUUAAACAUAAUUAUGGGUGAAGAUGAAUUACAAAAGUGUUUAUAUCAAGCGGACGUUUUAACUGUAUCAGAAAAAGUAUUACAAUUUAUCUCAGGGCAAUUUUUGAAGUACGAAGACUGUAUUUCUUAUAUAGUUCAUAUAAUUAGUUAUGUUACGGAUCAUAUGGUCGACGAAUGGAUUACCACUAAUUUGUGUGUUUUAUUGGUUAACAUUUUAAAGGUUUCUGAGAACCCGGAAAUUUCAGUAUUGUGUUUAGGUAUUUUGAGGCAACAAUCUGAAAAUGAUGACUUAAAAACUUGUUUAGCUAUUAAUGGAACUUGCGAAUUAAUAUAUAAUUUAGUAGAGCGAUAUGGAAAUGAAGUUAAUGAUGAAGAAAGUAGAGCAGCUUUAAAAAUCGCUUGUGAUUUAAUCGUAUUAAUAUUAACUGGGGAUGAAGCAAUGAAUUUGUUGUACGAUAACGGAAACGGAAUAGUUUACGAGCAAAUGAUAACGUGGAUGGAUUCUUCAGAUCCCGAUUUAGUAAGCACGGCUGUUUUGGCAAUCGGAAAUUUCGCUCGAAGUGACGCUCAUUGUAUUAGUAUGGUGGAAGGGGAAUUAUUUCGAAAAUUAAUUGCUCUUUUAGCAAAAAAUAACAAAAAGGACGCAGACAUUAAGAUACAACACGCGCUUUUGAGCACGUUGCGCCAUUUAAGCAUUCCUCCGCAAAAUAAAUUUAAAUUAAUUCAAGAGAAUAUAAUCGAAAUUAUGUACGAAAUGAUCGACAUCGAAACUUCACCAGUUGUUUUUAAAUUAAUGGGAACAUUUAGAAUGUUAGUUAAUGGACAAGAAUCAACAGCUCGUUUAUUAAUAAAUCGAAAACCAUUUUUAGAAAAAAUAGGUUAUUGGUGUUAUAAUUCCGAUCAUGUCGGUGUUAGAGCGGAAGCCCCAAGACUUUUAGUUUGGUUAAUAAAAAAUUGCAACUCGGUUGAUGCAUUUCCGAUGAUUUUAACAUUGCCGAAUUGCAUUCGAUGUUUAACCGAUAUGUUAUGUGCCCUACACGGCGUAAUGCAAAACGAAGCUUUAUUAGCGUUGAAUGUUUUAUGUGAAUUUUGUUUAUUAUCAAAACCGAAUGUUGAAGUGGUUGAUCCGAUGGCGAAAGGUUCGGAUAAAUCGUUGAAUUAUUUUUCGCAUGGCCAAACGUUUAAUAUGUUUGUAAAAGCUGAUUUGGGAAAAAAUUUGGUGUUUAUGAUUGAGAAGUAUCACGAAAAAUUAACCGUUGAUAUAAUUAACGGUGUUUUAUCGUUGAUUGAUACUUUAUCGAAAUCGACGGAAAUGAAUCGAUAUUUGAAAUCGUGCAGUAUCGAAAAGGCUUUGCCGUUAUUGUUGGUGAAUGGGGAACUUGAUAAAGUUAAACAUAAAGUGGAUGAUUUAACAAAGGCUUUUCAAAAAUAAAUAAACAAAGAAUUUAUUAAUUAA